ACUCCCAAGGCUCGAUCCCGCCUUUGCGUAUGCCGAGCCUCCUUCCUCAUGACCUUUGUCACGAGUGGGAUGUCUCUCGCCGGCUCCCGGCACAGAAUAUUUUUUUUCUUUCACUUAAUGACCUGGGGCAUAUCUCAUGCUUCCAUUUAUGGCUUUAUAGUUAAGCAAGCCUGCUUCGUCCCAUGAUGUUCUGAUAGUUUUCUUGAGUGCUCACUAACUUGCAGCAGUCUCCCAGAGUUCCCUGGGUUCCCUCUGUCUCUAGUCCCCUACUGGGACCUCUGCAACUGCUUGUGUAACUAUCCUUAGUCUAUCCCUCUCAGAAAGAGCGUCAUUGACUCAACGGACCUGAAUUGGAACACUCUCCGGAGAUAGUGAAGGACAGGGAAGCCUGGUAUGCUGCAGUCCAUGGGGUCGCAAAGAGUCAAACACGACUGAGCAACAGAACAACAAUCAGAAGAAGCAACACUGCACAAAGCUUGGCGUGUUCAAGGAAACGUGGGGACAAAGGGGCCCACCGUUCAGGGGGCCGUAGUGAGGGGCGAAGCCUCAGUGGUCCCGACUGCCUCCUAGGACCCUCCACGACGCCCUCAGUGAUGCCCGUUGGCCCUGUCUGGGUGGGUCAGUGCCGCCCCCUCAUCUGUGGUCCUCGGGGGCUCCUCUGAGUCCCUGCCCAUGUCUGUGCCCCCAUGGCGGGCCGGGGACGGGUGAGCAUGCAGGAGCACAUGGCUAUCGACGUGAGCCCGGGCCCCAUCCGGCCCAUCCGCCUCAUCUCCCACUACUUCCCGCACUUCUACCCCACCGCUGAGCCCGCCUUGCGCCCCCCAGACCCACGCCCUCCAGUGACCCCCAUCCGCUCUGCACUCCAGCCCCAGCUGGACCCAGAGCCAGAGGGAGACUCAGACGACAGCACCGCCCUCGGCACCCUCGAGUUCACGCUCCUUUUUGACACGGACAACAGCACCCUGCACUGCACGGCUCACCGUGCCAAGGACCUCAAGCCACCGGCCUCUGGCUCCAUGGACACCUUCGUCAAAGCCAACCUGCUGCCCGGAGCCAGCAAGGUGAGGGCGAGAUGCAGGCCCCCACCGUUGCCCCUCGGCCAGGCCAGCCAGCUGCGGACACGCACAGUUCGGGGCACGAGGGGUCCUGUCUGGGAGGAGACGCUCACCUAUCAUGGGUUCACCCUCCAGGACGCCCGGCGUAAGACCCUGCGGCUGUGUGUGUGUGAAGACCCGUGGCUGCGGCGACGGAGGCGGGCGCCUCCCCUGGGAGAGCUGCGGGUGCCCCUGAGGAAGCUGGUGCCCAACCGGGCCCGGAGCUUCAACGUGUGUCUGGAGAGGCGGAGGCUGACCAAGAGACCCAAGAGCCUGGACACAGCACGUGGCAUGUCUCUGUAUGAGGUCGGUGAGACAUGGGACCCAGAGCAGGAGGUGGAGGCAGAGCUGGCCUCGGAGGAGCGCGGGCGUGUCCUGCUGUCGCUGUGCUACAGCUCUCAGCGGGGUGGCCUGCUGGUGGGCGUGCUGCGCUGCGCCCACCUUGCCCCCAUGGACGCCAACGGCUACUCGGACCCCUUCGUCCGCCUUUUCCUGCAUCCCAACGCAGGGAGGAAAUCGAAAUACAAGACCAGCGUUCGGAAGAAGACCCUGAACCCCGAGUUCAACGAGGAGUUCUUCUAUGCAGGCCCACGGGAAGAGCUGGCCCAGAAGACGCUGCUGGUGUCUGUAUGGGAUUACGACCUGGGCACGGCUGACGACUUCAUUGGUGGAGUGCAGCUGAGCAGCUGGGCCGGCGGGGAGCGCCAGCAACACUGGCGCGAAUGCCUGGGCCACAGUGACCGCAGGCUGGAGCUGUGGCACCCGCUGGACGGCGCGCCCCUCCAGCUCAGUGACUAGUGGGGCCCCCAGCCUGGCCGGCUCAGUGCCCCUUCCCCAGGCUGACCCACAGCCUCUCUGCAGAGCUGGAAGGCGCUGGGCUGCUUCACUCCCACUAUCCAGCCCCUGGUCAGUUGCUUCCUUCCUUCCCCACUUCCAAAUUCACCCCACCAUCAAAUCACAAAGCAAGAAUAAACCUCUCCUCCCAACCAGA
Molecule: messenger RNA, 2085 nt
Organism: Bubalus bubalis (water buffalo)
Lineage: Eukaryota; Metazoa; Chordata; Mammalia; Artiodactyla; Bovidae
Product: double C2-like domain-containing protein gamma
Exons: 11
Coding region: 687-1892 (401 amino acids)
Cellular component (GO): membrane
Source: RefSeq, a predicted model, not a curated record